AUGGGCCCCAAGCGGUCCAAGUCCGACCGGGAGUCGCUGGUGCCCGGCCUGCCGAGCUGGGAGCCCGCGCUGGUGUCCGCCCGCCUCGAGGAGGAUGCCUGGAAGCCUUUCAUCACUUUCAUUAUUGGGACCAAGAUUGAGGAUGAAAUCCACACCCAGGCCUUGGCUCUUGCUGUGCAGGUGCCACUGCGAAAGCUCUUCAGUGUGGUAACGCGUGAAGACAUUUACAGACAGAUCGCAGAAUCUGGGGGUCAGAAGGGAAAAAAGGCUAAGGAUGCACCUAUGUAUUAUGAGGUGAUGGAAUUAGCCAAAGCCUUUCUGGACCAGGGUGAAGAAAUUCCUGUAACACUAACUGGAAAGCUGUUGAAAUUUCAAUUGCUUUGUCUCAAGCAGAAGGACCUUGAGAGAAGAGAAGAGGAAAAGAAGGCAGAACAGCAGCAAAAAGAAAAAGAGAAAGAAAAAGAAAAAGUGAAGCUUCCUGAAAAGACAUCUGGAAAAGAUAGUAAAGGAAAAAAGUCAGUGGCACCACCCCCCGUUAAAAAGGACACCAAAUUGAAACAACGGGGAGAAGUGGAAGUGAAAGACAAGCACAUUGAUGAUGAACCAGAUGAUGGUGCUCAUCAUUACUUUAUCAUUCUGGGUUUCUCCAAUCUUCAGUUGUUGCCUGUCUUGACUGACCUUGGGAUUAACAUUUCAAGUGUAAUUCGAAUUUCUUCUGAAAAUUACAAGCCAUUGCAGAUAUACUUAGAAGCAACUAAACUUAAAGGACAAUCUUCAAUUUCAUCUGAAGAUGUAGAAGCAGAGAAAAGAAAGGAAGAUGAAGCUAACAAAGAUCUGGAAACGUUUUGGAAAUUCCUGGAGCCCAUUCUGAACAGUGGAAAGCAUGGAUCAAGUCUCUUUGAUGUUGCCAGGCUUCAUUACCUAGUUAAGGAAAGUGACUUUCCCCCUGACUGGUCAGACGGUGAAAUGCUGCUUGCAUUUGGUACUGUGCUGUUUGAACACAUUGCUGGUUUGAUGUAUGACUGCCUGGACUGGAGAAGACAGCAUUGCAACUACUUGGAAAACACCAAGUUUAUUAAUGUGCCAAUGUUACCAGAGAGCAAAUCAACACAAUCUUCUGCAGUUGAGGAACAUCCAGCACCAGCAUCACAGAUAACACCUACAAAGAAAAAAGGGAAACCAGAAGAAAUUCUGCCAACAGUAGUUUUGUCAGAGGCAUCUGAAGAAACUUAUAUUCUGUUUCCUUCUGUGGACAUGAGGUAUUACAAUGACUUGCUGAGUCAAAUUCCUGAGGAGUUCUUUUCUAUACCCUUAAUGCUGAGCUGCAUGUUGGAACAGGUUAUUGCAAGUGAAGAAUACCUUACACCACCAAGUCUGGUAGCACCAGAGACUCAGGCAGAUGGACUGCAUCGUGCCAUUGCAGAUCAUAUAAUCUCUGUCCUUCCUUCUCUUUCACUUCCUAUGAGUGAAAAAAAGAAUCUGUAUGAGUACUUUUCUCCUAAAUACAGUGAACAAGAGACUGUCACCCCCCAGUACCCUCUCUUAUUUAACUACCAUGAUGCCGUGGCUCAGCGGUUGCACCUGUUGAAGGUCCAGGAGAACCUCAAUCCAGAAAAGAUUGAGCGUGAAAUGAUGGAUAAACUGCCUCUUGCAGAAUUUAUCCAUUUCACCCCUCCUUCAGCUGAAAACAACACUAAACGCUUAGCCAGAGCUCAUGAGCUCAUGCAUUAUUGUACUACUGAACUUCUGAGUUGGGCUGAAGUAGAAAGAGCCUUCAGAGUGUUUACUUUUGAAAGUCUGAAGCUGACCGGUCUGAGUGACUCUGGUUUCCUGGAGAGCUCUGGAUCUAGGGUUGGAGGUGAUUCUGAAGUGUCUUAUAUCCCUUGGGGUAAUCCAGACAUGUUUGCAAGACAACUGAGACAACUCUUCCUUAUGGAAAAGAAGCUUAAUGGGAAAUCUCUAGGAGGCUCUGGGUAUACAGAAACAAGUGACGAAGAUGAAGGAGAUGGUGUGGUUGGUCCCCUUUUGAACAUAGAAUUGGAUCUUCUUUAUUCUGAUAUGGUGAGUCUGGAAAAUUAUGGCUUAGGACCAAGUUUAGAAGAAAUAAAAAAGACACACAGGCGUUGCUUGACAGACUGGAGUUUGGAAGAGCAUUUUCAACCACAUGUUCUUUGUCAGGUUCUUCAUACAGCAUCCCAAGAAUAUAGAUGUAUUGAUUCCUUUUAUCAUACGCAAGAUAACUCUUUACUACUUGUUUUUCACAAUCCUAUGAAUCAACAUCGUCUGUGCCGAGAGACUUGGAAUAUUGCUCUGCACUCUAAUGUUGGAUUCAGGAACUAUCUUGAGCUGGUGGCCAACUCAAUUGAAGACUGGGUGAAAGAGGAGGAAGCUAAAUACCAAAAAGAGAAGAUGGGCAGCAUGUCCGGACCUGAGAAUGUAACAGAGUCCCAAUCCAAAAAUGAAGAAAGUCUCAUUAUCAGAGAAGAUUCUCUAAAGGCUUGGAAGAUGGAGCAGGACCGAUUACGAGAGGAACAAAAAACAGAAAAGGAAGAAAAACAAGAAAAGGAAGAAAAAUUGCAAAGUAAAAAGAAAGAACAGGAUAGAAAUUAUAAAGAAUGUAGAGAAUCAAACAGGAAACCUGAUGAAGAGAAAUCUCAAAAAGAGUUAGCAAAAGCCCCUGUACUUGAGGAGGACCAUAGCAUCUCAGAACCAUGUUCUGAGAAAGUUUAUAAGUUUCAUGGCUACAAUACAGGGGAGGAUAUCAUUCAAGUAUCAGGAACCAAUCAAUAUCUUUUCCCAUCCGAUGGAGGACAGAUUCAAGUAGAGAAGACAGAAUUUGUAAAAAAAACUUUUAUAAAGGUGAAAGUAAUGAAAGACAACCACAAUUUCUUCAUUCAUGUCACAGACCCCAAGGAAAACUUCAAAGAAGCUGAAGAGCAAGAAAUUAAUGAAGGGCAGCAAAUUAGAUCAGGAGAAUUGAAAAAUCACAAGAAAGCUGUGAGCAAGUUUGGAUCUUUUUCAGCCACCUUGGAAAAUGGAAUCCAGCUGUCCCUGAGCUAUUAUGGACCUACAGGGGAGGCAGCAGAUGAUGAAACACGUCUUGUCUUAGCAAGAAUUCUGAACAUCCCUUCUGUUCAUCUUCCAACCGUAGUUCCAAGAACAGUUGCUCCUAUUACACCAGCUCUGGGGAAAAAAGAUAAGUCAGACACAAAAAAAUUGGGAAAAGCUUCUGGGAAAGGAAACCGUGGCAAAUUAGCCCCUUCAUCACCUGAUGACCUGGUACAGCAACAAGAAGAAAAGAUGGAAACGGAAGAACCAGUUCCCCAAACACAAGAGAUGUCAGAUGCUCCUGCUUUUCCAAGUUUGAAUGUCUCCUGUCCCAAUGGACUUGUAUUAACUUUCCUUAGUGAAAGGUUUCAAGAUUUGAAAGGUGAAGCCACUGCCACAGAAGCAGAGAAAGAAAUGGUAGAGGAAAGUGAGGCCAAAACAGAUGAAGGAGAGAAGGAAGAGGUUAUGCAAAGUGGAGAGGAGGAAGAGGUUAUGAAAAGCAGAGAGGAGGAGCGUCAGGUUACAGAAGGUGAAAUAAGGCACGAAGACACCAAAAGUGAACAGGCUGAGAAGCCUACUCUAAAAAUUCUGGUUAGACAGAGCUAUCCUCAAAAGGUAAAGAACUCUCAUCUUUAUUCACCUCCAGCAAGGCACACUGAACAAGAGGUGUCAAGAGUCAUCACUAGUCAUGGAACUGUCAUAAAGUACCUAAUGGAUGGAUCUACACAGAUUCUGUUUGCUGACGGCACAGUGAGUAGGAGCCCUGAUUCUGGUCCUGUCCUACCACCAACUACAAUUCCAGAUAAAAUACAACACUUAUCAGAAUCAGAGCUUUUACCUGAGACCAGCACUAAGAAAGGAAAAGGCAGUGACAAGAACAUUCCAUUAUACUCACCCAAGGAUGAGGAGUUUGAAGAGGCCAGUUCUACGCAACCUAAGGCAGGAACUUGGAUAACAACCACUCCAUUAGGCAUUCAAGUGGGCACAGAGGGUGCAACAAGAAUGGAUCUGAAGCCACUCUUAAUGUAUCAGGCCACAAACCCACCUGACGGAACGAUUAUGACUGUACGAGAAGAUGAAGUUAUAAUUGUUGAGAAGCCGGGUGGUAACAGAGUAGUAGAGCAUGCUGAUGGUACCAGGAUCACAACUUUUUAUGGAAAAUGUGAAAACCUUUCUGUACCAGAGGGUAGUGUGAAAACAGAUGAACCCUCAGAAACCACCACAAAGAAGCUCAAAGGUACACGAGUAGAGAAUCCAGAGUUUGCUACUGUUAUAACAAAUUGUGAGGAUGGUACCUGUUGUACUAUCUUUGGAGAUGGGACUUCUAUUCUAGCAAAGCCACAAGGAACAUAUCAGGUUUUAUCCAGCAAGGGAGGCUUUCUUUUCUUUGAUGAAGAUUGCUCAGCAGUUUAUAGCCAUGAAGUUUAUGAUUUCAUCAGCAAGGAGGAAGAGAAAAAAGCAGGGAGAUACAUUAUGAAACACACUUCCAGCACUAUUUGUAAGAUGAUGGAUCCUCAAGGAAAUACUUUCAAGGUCCUGGCUGAUGGCAGCACAGAUGUGUGCAUUCCCAGCAUUGGCUGUGAUGACAAGGGGGACACAAGUUCAGCAGCAGAUGAGCUUAACAAACCUAUCACUUCCGAUGAGCAUGCCCCCAGGUUUUUCAUCAUCUCUGCAGAUGGUUCUGGAACGGAGCUCCUGCGGAAAAAGGAUGUCUGCAAGUAUGUGGCUGAGGCCUGCAGUGAUCCUGCCACUGUAGUCUUGCAGGAUCCUCUACAAGAACAACCAGGUAUUUUAAGUAUUACUAUCCUCCACCCUAUGGCUGAAGCAUCCCCCUGGGUAAUGAAGAAAGAACCAGAGAGUAUUGUUCCUCCAUAUCUUCAGUCAGUGACUCAGGAAGAAUCUUAUCCUCCUAAGGGGGAGAUCACGGGUGCCCCAGCUGGAAGAUGUGUUUGGAAGGGUCUCAGCAUUGGAUCAGCACAUUUGUCCAUGCCAGGCCCUGUGCGAAAAUGUCCCAAAAAACUGAAAAUCCGCCAGCUAUACCAGUAUAAGCCACUCUGUGAAGAACUAAGAGACAAACUGCAGCUUUCCCUCAAGGAAUAUAUAGACAACAUCUUAAAGCAGGAAAAUGAGCUGGAAGAGAUGAAUGUGAAAGAACCAAGAACAGAAGAGGAAAAGGAGAAUGCUGCAAGUCUCUUUGAACUGAUUACAUCUUUCCCUGACUGGAAGAAGUCAACUGAAGAGCUCAGUGAUAGAGCCCGUGUGAGUGAGCUGUAUGAGCAGGCAGUGGCUCCUCCUGCCCGGGGUCACACAGAGAAGACAAGCACUGCACAAAAAGAGAAGCAGCAGCAGAGUCCAGAAGGAGUAACGUCCAAGUGGCAAAGCAAACUAGAACAGAACAGGAAAGAAUUGGAUGAACAGAAGACUACAUUUAUGGCAAUAAAAAACAGAAUAUUUGGUCCAUAUUUUGAAUCUGAAUUCAGCAAGGACUUUUUCCAAGAAAAGUUUCCUGACUUGGAAGCAAUGUCUAAGGAACUUCCUCCACUUCAAAAAGAAGAAAGCGUGACUUCCCCUCUGUGGAUGUUAAGAGAAGCCAGUGGAGCAGCUGAAUUUAAUACUACAAGUGAUUCAUCACUUUCAUCUGACCUUCCGCUGCAGGAUCCUUCCAAACAAGAUGAUGAUUCCAGCAGCAUAACAGACCUAAACACCGCAGCAAGAACAGAAGAGACACCCUUUCAGCAUAAAGUUCCAAGUCUCAUGGUGGAUGUUACAGGACAGUCAAGAAAAGAAAAAGUAAUAUUACCAUUAUACCUUCAGGGAAAAAUACCAAACACCAUACCAAAUAAAAAGAUAGAAGAUCCUGCCUCAGGAAAGCUCAGCACAUCUUCUCCCGCAACAAGACAGGAUCUUAACAGCUUCCAUCUCAUCCCACCCAGUGUGACAUUUGGAGUGCUAAAGGAAGGCUGUACCUAUGCCACCACUGUAAUCAUGAAGAAUGUUGGUGUGAACUUCUCAAGGUUUCGGGUGAAGCAGCCACCUCCACACACAGGACUGAGAGUGAUGUACACACCAGGACCUGUGGCAGCGGGCUUGCAGAUUGAACUGGAGAUAGAGAUUUUUGCCAUGCUAAUUGGAGGGAAAGACACUGGUGGCCUUGAAGAAGUUUCCCAUAAUAUUGAAAUAUUAACAGAAACUGAAACUCUUCUCUUGCCUGUGAAAGCAACUGUGUUAUCCAGUGACGUUUAUGAGUGCCGCCCAGAAGGAUACCCCCAGGGAGGGAUGGCAGCAGCAGUUCAGGCAGUUCCUACAAGUCCUAAGCCACGGUUACGGAUUAUGCUCCCACGAAAGCCUUGCAGUUAG
This is a messenger RNA of Cinclus cinclus, 6405 nucleotides long. It is a transcript of the gene SPAG17, whose product is annotated as sperm associated antigen 17. The coding region runs from base 1 to 6405 and encodes 2134 amino acids. The record is from RefSeq and is a predicted model, not a curated record. Gene Ontology annotation, cellular component: axonemal central apparatus. Gene Ontology annotation, biological process: epithelial cilium movement involved in extracellular fluid movement; axonemal central apparatus assembly. The transcript has 47 exons. Lineage: Eukaryota; Metazoa; Chordata; Aves; Passeriformes; Cinclidae.